GGUUGUUUCACUUCUCUUGUGCAUCGAAUAUAUAUCGUCAAAAAGUCAUCCUUGACGGACAAGUCACAUCCCAACUUUCAAUCUCAAGGAUUUCCAUUUCGAUCGGGAGCGAUGGCGACUACAGUGCGGCUACUCGGGGCGCAUUCAGCCAAACUCGAUGCUGCCCCAUUACCCUCAACGCUUAUCACGUUUGAGCCUUUUGAUCUGCCAUCGAGCAACCAGCGUAUCCUUGGUGCGCCUCACCCUAAGGACACAGCCAUUCCGCUAGCAUUGAGACCUUCUGUUCGUGAUAGCAGCGAAAUCGACCUAGAUAACGUCGUCGACACUAUCAAAUCACUCCAAGCGCAAGGAGGCAUUUUGACCGAGGCACUCGCCCGCCACGGAACUCUACUAUUCCGCGGCCUUCCUAUCCACAACGCCCAAGACUUCAGCAAGUUUGCUCACGCUUUCGGAUACCAUCCGCACGAAAUUAUUGGAAUUGUCGUCAACAGACCAGUACUGGCCCCAAACGUGGCACCGGCGAAUGAGGCGCCAAAGGAUGUUCUGAUCUACAAUCACAACGAGUCUCCACAGGUCCCACAUGCUCCCGAGUAUAUCUUCUUUUAUGGUCACCGGGUUCCAGAAAAGGGGGGUGAAACACCCAUCUCAUCAUCUCUGGAACUGUUUUAUAGAGCGCAGCAGGAGAUUCCCGAGUUUGUUUCUGAGCUCGCCGAGAAAGGAAUUCUCAGCAAAGUCACCUACAAGGCGGAAAAGCAGUAUGAGGGCGGAUCAACUCUGAAGCAAGCAUUCGGAAAAGAAAUCCAGGACGGGGACAAUGAGGCCACAAGGCGGGCGAAGAUUGAGGCUCAAAUUGCUCGGUAUGGUCGCGGCAAACAUACCACGUGGGAGUGGACAGAGGACGGUAGCAUUGUCUUGACGCACCGAUUGCCAGCUGUCCGAACCCAGCCAGAGACGAACCUCCCAACACUCUUCACGGGCCUGGCAGCUUAUUAUCAGAACAACCUGCACAACGCUAACAAAGGAAGAAAGAAUUCCGCUCAACAACUUUUCGGCGACGGAACUCCUAUCCCGGACAAAUACCUGGCUCACCUGGCUAAAAUCACCGACGAGAUCCGAGUUCUGCACAAAUGGGAGCGAGGUGAUGUUCUCGUCUAUGAUAAUAUCAUUGCUCAGCAUGGCCGACAACCUUGGGAGGGCGAGCAAGAGGAUCGCGUGGUUAUGGCCAGUCUUUUCGACGGCCACAGAGUGCCUGGUGCUUACGGUGACGAAGAUUGGGCCCAGGUUGUCCAGGCCCUUGACGGGUAGUACAAGACCCCGAGCCUAGAACUUCCAAUCUUCGCUCCCUUCCCGAAUGUUGUCAACAUUACAUUCUCUCAAUCCUACUUAGGGUAGGUAUGAUAUCUUUUUCGAAAGAAAAUCCUAUAAAC
Messenger RNA from Cladophialophora immunda, 1427 nucleotides. RefSeq lists its product as uncharacterized. The coding region runs from base 112 to 1305 and encodes 397 amino acids. NCBI's taxonomy places the organism in Eukaryota, Fungi, Ascomycota, Eurotiomycetes, Chaetothyriales, Herpotrichiellaceae. The transcript has a single exon. Gene Ontology annotation, molecular function: oxidoreductase activity. The record is from RefSeq and is a predicted model, not a curated record.